CUCCACCAUGCCCACGCCCUCCCGAUCCCGAUUCCUGCCAUUGCCAGUCCUCCUACUCAUCCUUGCAGGUGCAGCAGCCAUUGCGGGUGAGCAAGAUGAGCAGCAGCCGAUCACGCAUCCGGGCUGCCCGGACAAGUGCGGCAACAUGAGCAUCCCGUUCCCCUUCGGCCUGAUGCCCGGCUGCUUCCGCGAGGGCUUCCAGGUCACCUGCGAUCACUCCUUCGACCCGCCUCGAGCCUUCCUCGCCGGCAGCGACCCUGACACGACGACGAACCUCAUCACGCUCACCGAGCGCGACGAAUCGGCGGUCUCCGACGACCCCGAUCUGGUCUACUCGUACUCCAACACCUCCAGCUGGGGAGUCGAGCUCAUGGACGUGUCGAUCGACAGGAGCGAGGCACGGGCGUACGGCCCCGUCACGUCCCGCUGCAGCACCAGCAUCGCGCAAUCCAAGCUCAAGGAACAGGCCAUGACGCUGGAGGAGCCGUUCGCCGCCUCCAAGACGCUCAACGUCGUCGUCGGCGUCGGUUGGAAGGUCGGCGUCACGGACGGCUCAAGCUCCAGCUCCUACACGACGACGUUCGCCUGCCGCUCGGAGCUCGCCGCCAGCCAUCUCGAGCACGCGAGGAACGGGUCGUGCACGGGGCGGGGCUGCUGCGAGGCCGCCCUGAGCUCGGAGCCCGGCUACGGGAUCGUGCCGGGGGUCAGUGCCGAGAACAACACCCUAUGGAGGACCAACCCAUGCUCCUACGCCAUGGUGAUCGAGAAGUCACGCUACACCUUCUCGACGCCGGACCUGUACGUCGACAAGGUGCUGCCGAAGAAGUUCCCAAGGGGCGCCCCGGUCGUGCUCGACUUCGCCAUCGUCGGGGACGCCGCUUGCCCGGUGAAAGGCCAGCGGCCGCCGCCAGACAACGCGUGCGUCAGCAACAACAGCCAUUGUGUCAACGCGACGGUUGGCCAGUCGAGCUACGCACUCAGCUACGUGUGCAAGUGCUCCGAGCACUACCAGGGCAAUCCUUACAUCGCCAAUGGCUGCAGAGACAUCGAUGAGUGCAAGUUCCCAGAUAUAUAUUUUUGCUCAAGCAAGGGCAUAUGUAUGAACAGACUUGAUGGCUAUGAUUGUCCAUGCAAGCCUGGAAUGAAAGGCGAUGGAAAAUCAGGACACUGUGCAGAAACAUUCCCCCUAGUAGCCAAGGCGAUUGUGGGCACAAUCGGUUGUAUUUUUGUCAUUGUAGUUAUGUCAUUUCUACUUCUUCUUAGCAAAGAGAAAAAGAAGACAAAAGAGUUCUAUGAAAAGAAUGGUGGGUCUACACUAGAGAAAGCAAAAAUUAUAAAACUUUUCAAAAAGGGUGAGCUCAUCCCUUAUUUGAAAGAUACCAAUUUUAUUGGAAAUGGUGGUUUCGGUGCAGUUUACAAGGGCAUCCUUGGUGAUGAAUUAGUUGCAAUCAAGAAGACGAUUAGUGGUAGUCUGCUAGAGAAUGAACAGUUUGCAAAUGAAGUCAUCAUCCAAUCCCAAGUCAUCCAUAAGAACAUUAUCAGGCUCAUAGGUUGUUGCCUGGAAGUUGAUACCCCAUUGCUAGUAUAUGAGUUUCUUUCCAAUGGUAGCCUCCAUGACAUUCUUCACGGCAAUGACAACAAACCUUUGAACUUGGAUACACGUUUAAGAAUUGCUGCAGAAUCUGCAGAUGGUCUAGCUUACAUGCAUUCAAAAACAAUCACCAAAAUCCUACAUGGUGAUGUCAAACCAGCAAAUAUACUGUUGGAUGAUAGGUUUGUCGCCAAGAUUGCAGACUUCGGCAUAUCGAGGUUGAUUGCAAGAGACAAGCAACACACCGCAAAAGUCAUCGGUGAUAUGAGUUAUAUGGAUCCAGUAUAUUUACAGUCAGGCUUGCUUACUGAAAAGAGUGAUGUCUAUAGCUUUGGAGUUGUGCUCUUGGAACUUAUUAGUAGGAAGAAGGCCAUGCACUCUGAUAACAACAGCUUAGUCAACAGUUUCAUUGGAGCUCAUAAAAGAGGGGAGAGGGCAACCGAGUUGUUUGACAAAGAAAUUGCUGUAGGAGAAGAUUUGGAGAUUCUUCAAAGUCUAGCAGGGAUGGCAAUCGAAUGUCUCAGCCUUGAGGUGGAUCAAAGACCAGACAUGACAGAUAUAGCACACCGCCUUCUCAUACAGAAUAAUUCGCGUAAUGCAUAAGUUGUUUCAAGUAAGUUGUUUAUUUAGUUAACAUAUAUGUAUGGCGUCAAAUAAGGACAAUUCACAUCAACAAUUUUUUAUUUUGCUAUUUUGAGCAGAAUAUUUUCAAUAGAUGUAGGGGAUGUGUCCAUCAAUUUCAUGAAAUUUCUUAUUUCACUGUAACUCACUCAUUGUGCCAUAUUUUGAAGUUACCAAAUGUAUGUAUUG
Messenger RNA from Aegilops tauschii subsp. strangulata, 2401 nucleotides. Its product is annotated as wall-associated receptor kinase 4. Gene Ontology annotation, cellular component: plasma membrane. Gene Ontology annotation, biological process: cell surface receptor signaling pathway; protein phosphorylation. NCBI's taxonomy places the organism in Eukaryota, Viridiplantae, Streptophyta, Magnoliopsida, Poales, Poaceae. Gene Ontology annotation, molecular function: polysaccharide binding; protein serine/threonine kinase activity; calcium ion binding. The record is from RefSeq and is a predicted model, not a curated record.